AUGGUUGUGGUUGAGACUGUGAUGAUGAGUAGAACUGGACAAGGAUCCGAAGCCCGGUCCAAACCACAGAAAACCGGAGAAAAAAAAGGAAUUGGGCGGUGGUGUUCUAAGUACUGUUCUUGUUUUGGUGUGGUUAUUGUUGUCUCUGUUCUGUCUCUUUACAAUUCUUUUUUAUGUAUCAAGUAUUAUUACUCUCUUUACAAAGUUUUUAUUGUUAAUCAUAUGACUGGUGAGCCUAAUCAAAAUCUACCAAUUAAUGAAGUAGGUUCAGCUAUGCAACCUAUAAAGAAGAGGAAAUCUAGUGCAAGUGGUUCUAGCCAAUCAUCUGCUUGCUGGGAACAUUUUAUUAGAUUACCCGAUGACCUAGUUGAUGCACCCACUGCAGCCUGCAAACACUGCCAUAAAAAAUACUUGUGUGACCCUAGGACUCACGACACCACUAAUUUGAACCACCAUAUUUUAAAAUGUUCUAAGAAGCCCCUUGUCGUGUCAACUGACUCCACACAAACUAUUCUAACAUACCCAAGUGUAGAUGGUAAAUUGGUUCAAGUUAGCUCUAGAUUUGACAAGAAAGCUUGUAGAAGUGCUUUGUCAGUUUUUGUAGUUCUAGAUGAGCAGCCAUUUAGUGCAGUAGAGGGUGAAGGGUUUAAAUUUUAUUCCAAAGUAAUGCAGCCCCAAUUUACCAUCCCAUCUAGGCGUACGACUUCUAUACAAAAUCUCAAUCACUUGACCCUUACGGCACACUUUGUGGAUAACGAAUGGAAGUAUCAAAAAAGAAUUAUAAGCUUUACCGUAAUUCCAAACCACAAAGGUGAAACUGUAGGUAGGAAGAUUGAAGAAGUGUUAAGGGAUUGGGGAAUUAGGAAUGUGUCAACCAUAACUGUUGAUAAUGCCACUUUAAAUGAUGUUGCUGUGACAUAUCUAAAGAGAAAAAUAGCAAAUAUGAAUGGGUUAAAGGGGGAUGGAGAGUGUUUUCAUAUGAGGUGUUCAGCUCACAUUUUGAACUUGGUGGUAAAUGAGGGUUUGAAAGAUAAACAUUUAUCUGUAACUAGUGUUAAAGAUGCUGUUAGAUUUGUUAAGUCCUCACCUCAUAGGGCAGCCAAGUUUAACGAAUGCAUUGAAUUUGCUGGAAUAACUUGCAAAAAAUUAGUAUGUCUUGAUGUUUCAACUCGUCGGAACGCGACAUAUUUAAUGCUAGAGGUUGCGGAGAAGUUUCAACUCGCUUUUGAAAAGCUUGAGGAUGAAGAGUCGAGCUAUAGAGAGUUCUUUGGAAAAGGUAAUCCCCCUAGUAAUGAUGAUCGAGACAUUGCUAGGGCUUUUAGCGCUUUCCUAAAGUUAUUCUAUGAAGCAACUAAGACUUUUUCCACCUCUCAAAAUGUGAGUUUGCAUACUUGUUUUCACCAAGUGUCUGCCAUUUAUUGUGAGUUAAAGCAAGCUACUUUGAACUUAAAUGAUUUUUUUGCAAGUGUGGGUGGAGAUAUGAUGGAAAAAUAUAAUAGAUAUUGGGAAGUCCUGAUAAGAUGA
This is a messenger RNA of Lathyrus oleraceus (garden pea), 1524 nucleotides long. RefSeq names its product zinc finger BED domain-containing protein RICESLEEPER 2. Gene Ontology annotation, molecular function: DNA binding. The record is from RefSeq and is a predicted model, not a curated record. NCBI's taxonomy places the organism in Eukaryota, Viridiplantae, Streptophyta, Magnoliopsida, Fabales, Fabaceae. The coding region runs from base 1 to 1524 and encodes 507 amino acids. The transcript has 4 exons.